Molecule: messenger RNA, 6842 nt
Organism: Meleagris gallopavo (turkey)
Lineage: Eukaryota; Metazoa; Chordata; Aves; Galliformes; Phasianidae
Gene: ARHGAP6
Product: Rho GTPase activating protein 6
Biological process (GO): signal transduction
Source: RefSeq, a predicted model, not a curated record
GCCAUGUGGAAGAGGGAUUUUUGAGGGGAGACAUGCCCCUUCCUAACCACUCCUCAUACUUGCUCAAAAUGUUUUCUCUGAAAUAAGAAGUGGGGAAGUCAGUUGCAGCUUUCCUGCCUCUGAUGCACAGGCGCUGUGUGACACAGCUCUCAGCUGUGCUGGACUCCCAGCUUUCUUCUACACAGAGGAAACAGAGAUCCAGUUUUCCCCCUAAGAUUCAUGGCUGUAGGAGCCUCUGGCAAACAAAGGUAUUCGAGGAGUAGCUGCUUCAGCUGGGUUCUUUCUUGGACACUCAGUGCACGGUUUCAGGACAAUUACAUUGUUUUUACCUUAAGCUUACUUUGCAAAACGUCAUAGUUGGAGUCAACCUCGUAAUUCAGAUCUGGUUUGAUCAAGUACUGAAGGACGCUGAAGACAGAAGAGAACUUAGUUAAUGGGGUGAUUUCACUUGGAACAGCAUGUCAGGGCGCAGCGUUCGACUGAAGUCAGUUCCCGUUCAAAGUCUCUCGGAGCUGGAGCGCGCUCGGCUGCAGGAAGUGGCUUUUUAUCAGCUGCAGCAGGAGUAUGACCUGGGAUGUCAGAUUACUAUCCCCAAAGAUGGGCAAAAGAGGAAGAAAUCACUAAGAAAGAAACUGGACUCGUUAGGGAAGGAGAAAAACAAAGACAAAGAAUUUAUUCCCCAGGCUUUUGGAAUGCCCUUGUCACAAGUGAUUGCUAACGACCGGGCCUACAAGCUCAAACAAGACUCUCAAAGAGAGGAGCAAAGAGAUGUUUCAGAUUUUGUGGCCUUUCUCUUACCAUUUGGAGCAAAAAGGCAGAACAAAGAACUUUCCAGCAGUAAUUCAUCUCUCAGCUCCACCUCAGAAACACCAAACGAAUCCACUUCUCCAAACACACCAGAGCCAGCACCGCGAGCAAGGAGGCGUGGUGCAAUGUCUGUGGACUCUAUUACUGAUCUUGAUGACAAUCAGUCACGGUUGUUAGAAGCUCUCCAACUCUCUUUGCCAGCAGAAGCCCAGAGCAAGAAAGAAAAGGCAAGAGAUAAGAAACUAAGCCUGAACCCUAUCUAUAGGCAGGUUCCGCGGCUUGUAGACAGUUGCUGCCAGCACUUGGAAAAACAUGGACUCCAGACAGUGGGAAUAUUCAGAGUUGGAAGUUCAAAAAAGAGAGUAAGACAGUUGCGUGAAGAGUUUGACCGGGGCAUAGAUGUUGUGUUAGACGAAGAGCACAGCAUUCAUGAUGUUGCUGCUUUAUUAAAGGAAUUUCUACGUGACAUGCCUGACCCACUUCUCACCAGAGAACUUUAUACACCUUUCAUCAACACUCUCUUAUUAGAGCCAGAUGAACAGCUAAGCACUUUACAGCUUCUCAUUUAUCUCCUACCUCCCUGUAACUGCGAUACCCUACACCGACUGCUGCAGUUCCUCUCCACCGUGGCUGGCCACGCAGAAGACACCACAGACAAAGACGGCCAAGAAGUUACUGGGAACAAAAUGACAUCACUUAACCUGGCUACUAUCUUUGGCCCUAACCUGUUGCACAAGCAGAAAUCUACAGACAAAGAAUUCACAGUUCAGAGUUCAGCUCGAGCUGAAGAGAGUACUGCUAUCAUAGCUGUUGUACAAAAGAUGAUUGAAAACUAUGAAGCCCUUUUUAUGGUUUCCCCUGAUCUACAGAACGAAGUGCUUAUUAGCUUAUUAGAGACUGACCCAGAUGUUGUGGACUAUUUGUUGAGGAGGAAAGCUUCCCAGUCAUCAAGCCCUGAGAUGCUGCGCUCAGAAGGUUCCUACUCCACGGGAGAAAGGCACUCUUCCACUGACUCCAACAAAGCUUCAAGCGGAGAUGUCUCCCCGUAUGACAACAACUCCCCCGUACUGUCUGAGCGCUCGCUGAUGGCAGCGCAAGAAGAAGUUGCACACAGCCCAGAUAAGCUGUACAGAGCACAGGAACAGUACGCACUGGGUGGUCAUUUGCAGCCUAAAACAAAGGAGAAUUCUUCUGCAUCACAGGCUGGAAAAGAUGUUUCAGAAGAUCAUUUUGAUAUCUGGGGAACCUGGCAUUCAACACUGAAAAGUGGCUGCAAAGACACAGGCAUUGCAGGUUCUUACGGAAACAUUUACGAAAGCAGCUUGCUGCGGCCUGGACAGUGCUCUCUUUCACAAGGGAACCUCUCCAUAUAUUCUCCUCGGUGGCAGGGCAGCUCCUCCGAACUGGAUCACGGCAGGCAAGUCAUGCGCAGGAGUCAGACAACUGCCGCCAUUCCCGAGUGCCAGCUCCAGCCUGCCAUGUCUCGGGUAUGCAGUAACCCGCACAUUGAAGCCGGCGGUAGGUGUUUGGACCACUCACGCUCCAAGUCGGAGCGCCACUUGACUUUAAGCAGUGUGGAGGACCUCACUGAGCAUGACUCGCACGCGGGUUGCUCGCAGAGCACGGCCAAGCCCUCCUACAGCAAAGAGAGGCCACCACCUCCGUACCCUGGGCAGCCCAAAGCAAGUUCUGCGUUGUCGCAGCGAUCGAGCGUUUCUUCAACUUUGCACUCUUUGUGGAGACUUCAGCGCCAUGACAAAAGUGCAGGGACCAGAGCAGCUGGAGGGCCCGUGGCCAAAGCCCCUGAGCAGGCCGUCUCCAAGCAGGAGCGCCCGGCCCCGCACACCCAAGCAGGUCACAUCUAUUCGACAGCGGCUCACAGUCAGAACAGUAAAAAUGUUUCAGAGCCAGACUGGCACGAUUGGCAAAGAGAGAGGUGGCAAAUUUGGGAGCUUUUAUCAGCUGAUAACCCUGAUGCCCUCCCAGAGACCCUUGUAUGAUCAGACUCCACAGAACUACCGCUCGUACCUACGCUCCCUCUCAUAGGAAAACAAUGAUGACAUUGGAAAACUGGGGGGUGCUUGUUCGUUUUCUACCGAAUAAGUUACAUAUAAAUUUUUAAAUCUUGUUCACUUUAAUUUCAUAACAGCACUGGCAAGCAGUCUAUUUACAAAUACAGUAUGUUCCUGUUUUUCAGCAAGCUUGUGAGAAAAGAAGAAGAUGGAAAUGUUAGUCCGAUAACCCUGUAUGCAUACAUACGCUGUUUAUAAGAUAAAACUGUUGCUUUGAUGUGGCUAAAAUGUAUUUAUAUAUCUGCAGUUUGAUGAUUGUAUAUUCUGUAAUGGGUAUUGUAUGAUAAUCAUAUGUUAUGUUUUCAUAUACAGAUGUCAAUCGAUCGUGACUGCUUUUAUAAAUAUCACUGCACUUACAUUACCGUGAUACGCAUUGGAGUUCUAUAGGAAGUGCACAAGCUGGUUUCUGUGCUUGGAAAAAAACCUAAAGGGGAACGUUGUCCUUCUUUUCACUGCCUAUUGAAAAACACUAGAAUAGAGUGGAACGUGAAAAGCCAUAUAUUUUUUAAGGGUAGUAGUGACUGGGAGGGGGGGAAUACCAAAUAUUUUUGUUCUUAUGAAUGUAUUUGAAAGCAAAAUUAAAAUUUGAUACUAGAUAAGUGUUAAAAAUAUUUUUUUUAGAUUCUUGUAGGAAGUGGUUUGGGGAAUUAAAUAAGAACAAGGCCGUGCCUAAACCAAUGAAAGAUGUAGCGCAAAGGUCUGCCCUACCUGUCUAGAGGAAAAACAAUGUUAUGUAUACAGGAUAUAAUAUAUAUAUUUAUAAAUGUAUGACUUUAUAUAUUGUUCUAAAACAGUGAACUGGAAUCGAAAUUUUAGAAAACCAAUCCCAAUAAGUUGAGUUGUGUAACAGUAGAGAAAGAAUAUGGCUUUUCCUUUACAAUAACAAGGCUUCAUUGUGAAGUUAGACAAAGCAGAAAUAGAGACGGAGAUAUUUGCAAAAGGGGGUCACACUGAAUUUUGGAAGUGAAUAUGUCAUGAGGAGAAGUUCACAGCUGUGUUUCUAUAAAUAUUGUGCCAAAGCCUGGGUCAUUAGUAGUUCUUUGAUAACUGUAUGUUGCAUUGUCAAAUGUCAAUGUUUUCAAAUUGCAAAAGCAUUUCUGGCCAGCAGGUGGCAAUGUACUUCAGUAUUCUAGAGGAAAUUCUGUUAUCACUUGAUAAGGGAAAGUGUAUCAUAUCAAAAGAAUUUUAUAAAACUUAUUAGUCUUAAUCUUAAUGACGUUGAAGACGUAUUCAGUGAUGUUGUCUUUAAGUUCUAUCUUGUGCCAUAACGAUGGAAUAAAAGGCUGAACAAAACAAUGAGCAUAUUUUUGCUCUUUCCUUUUUUAUUUUGAAGUAAAGUUUGUGUAAAAAUUGAUGUGUUUUUAUUGUAUUCCGGAGUGUCUCUGCCAAAAACAUCUAAAAGGCUAAGGGCACUUAAGGAUCACUUUCAUUAAUGACCUAAAUAUAUGAGAUCCCUGGUUUUACCUAUGUUCUAGGCUUAAAAUCCAUCCUACAGGGAGCCUACCCAUCGCCAUAUUCCCAAGUGAAGUGAUAACAGCACCAAUCCAGGUAUAAAGGGGCAGGAUUUGGCCUUUGGCUGUCAUUGUGCUGUCUCACUGGAUGGCUCCUUUAUAGGAAUAUGAAAUACUGUGUUCAGAAUAUAUCUCAGCUCUGUCCCUUCAUACUGGAGUUGAUAGGAAAAGAUUCUUGUGCGUAGCUUGUUGCAGCAGCUCUAUGGCAAUUUAUUACCAAAAGAAAAAAAAAAAAGGAAAAAUAGAGUUACCCAAGUUUAAAAGAUAAGUAGUGGAAUACAAGCAAGGACAAUAAAAGAAUUCUCACAAGCAAUCAUCAUCGUUUGAUCUUGCCUCACUAUUGUCCCAGGUCCCAGGUUUGAUGCAGACUUGCUACAGAGAAUUAAGGCUCCCUAGCAGCUCUAAAAAACAGCAUUGUAUAAGCCCUGCUGUAGAAGAUGCACUUCAUUUUAAUUCCAUUUCUACAUAUAGAAGCAUCUGCACAUUUCUAUCACUUUUAGCAAAACUUGUCUAAUGGCUACCUAGUUUCAUAAAAAGAUUCCUUUUUGCCAGUGCCUCUCUCUGUAUAGAUGUGUACAUAGGUAUAUAUUACCAUCUACUUGGUGUAUAUGCAAAAACGGGGAAAAAAAGCAAACCACUGCCAAAGGACAAUGUGUCUGCCCACGUUUCAGUAUACAAUUGCAUGGAAGAAAUCAUACAGAAUAAAUUCUGAUGAUUUAAAAAUAACUCUGACUGAGAAUGAAUCAUUUCUGUCUGCUAUUUUCACUUGAAUAGUACAGAGUAAAAUAUCACAAGCGAGUUAAGGAUGCAGUGGUUUUAAUUUGUACCUGUUAUGUAGAUAGGUAAGAUCUAACACUUCUCUGUUUCAACAGUAAGUUUAUUCUGGUUGCCUUCAUUUCAGUGGAUUUGGGGAAGUUAACACUUUGCUACGUAUGUGUAAGGAGUAGGGCUGGGACAGAGCAAAAGCCCCUUCCUUCGCUUUAGCUGGAGGUUUGAAAAAUUGUUAGACUUGGGCAAAAUACUUUGACAAGAAAAUAACAUUUGAAAAGUGUAUUGAAUGAUGUGGCAGAUGUGCAGUGCUCUCUGUCACCUCCAAGUCCUCCUGCUCCCAAAAAUACCAAAGAUCAAACGAAAGAGGAAAAAAAAAAAAACAACCAGUUAACUGUUUGAAAUGUUCUGAGAAGGAAACAUUUAUUGUAACUUUUAGCAUCUGGAACAUAGGAGGAAUAGAUAGAUGUGGAAAAUAGAACUAAGUAACCGAAUUAUGGGGGUGAUAUAUAAGGCCCUCUCUCCAUUAGAUGGUCCAGAAACUACUGGAGGGUUUGAGUCUGAAGUGAGAGGAUUCUUAUUGCCACAGUGUAAGAAAGGAAAGUGUAGAGUUUGUAAUGAAGUGCCCCCCCUGAUAGAGUCCUGCUGGACCCAGUCCCUGUUGACAGUUCAUGCUCUGUGUAUGUGUCUGUAUCAGUGUUGGUGUCUUCAGCUACAGAAAGAUAACCGAGGUGGUAGGAGAGCAAAGCAAUGAACGCUUGGGUAACUUGGAAGCUCAGGCAUUUAUUUUGGGUGAUGCGACAUCAACAAGGGAACCCUGCUGAGGACUUAGAUACUUUUCAUUCCAGGAUGAAAUCAGUGAUGGGAUUUAUUUUGAUGUCUGUCUUGAACUUCAAAAGAGGAUUACAUGGCUGUGAAGUGUUACUUCCAGCUUACAGGGGUUGCUCCUCUCUCUUCCGCUGUAGGAACAAGAAAAUGAGAGCAAUCAGUGCAGCUCUAGAUACAAAGCAAAUGUGGUGGGAAUCCUCUGAGCCAAGGAAAAAUGAAAAAAUUAGGAUAGUAUUUUACUUCUGCUUCUAUUCCUGAAAACAGGAUGGAACCAAGACUGUGUUUUACUCCUGGGGGAGAAGUUGUAUCUUCUUCCCCAGUCGCCUUCCCCAACCCUUCCCUCCCUCCCACCAGCUUCUGGAGUUGUGGCAGGAAUCCCGGGGCUUGUUGCUGCAGCUGAAAAUUGCUCUGUACAACAUGGAGAUAAAAUUCAGGUAGCUCAGUGACUUUCACAAGUGGUAGGCACAGGAGGAAAGGUCAGAGAUGAUUGAGGAGGAAGGAUGAGACUGAUUGUCCUCUCUGGCAGCAGCCUUCUGUUAGCAUGUAUAAAUUACUGAUAAAAGCACGGAGCUUGCCACUUACAUUUGUAGGCCACAGUCUGGCCAAGCACUUGAGAGUGUUAUAAACCUACACAAACUCAGGUACUGGCAUGGAUGCCUGAAACGUCUCAGCUGCCCUGCUGUGUACAUCAGGAGCCCAGGAUGUUAACAUAGCACAGUUUAAUGUCACUUAAAACUUCUGUGCUAUUGACUUGACUUGGUAAAAUGGGCUAAAAUUUCUUAUUGCAUCUUCUGUUUUCCCACCCCAACCCCCCAGCACACAGUUUUUUGUUGUUUCACAAGAAGCAGGAUGUAGC